Vigna umbellata (rice bean) is the source of this 1449-nucleotide messenger RNA. The record is from RefSeq and is a predicted model, not a curated record. NCBI's taxonomy places the organism in Eukaryota, Viridiplantae, Streptophyta, Magnoliopsida, Fabales, Fabaceae.
AUAUUAGAAUCUCAUAAUUUUUUUUAAUGUUGAGAUUAGAUUUUAAGAUGGCGUGCAGACAUUUUUGUUCCUUUGCUCUCUUCAUUUUCCAUUCGUAGACGCCAAGAACCCUAACAGAAGCUGAAAUAUUUGGGGAAGGUGGUUUUGCAUGUGUGCAUUUAUGGGAUUUGGAUAAUUUACCCCGUUUACUGGUUCGACUUUAUUUGAGCUCAAACAAAGGAGAAUGCAAUGGACUUGGAUAAUCUGUGAGGAUAUUUAACAUAGUGUACAUUCACUGGAUUGUAUACCUGCAAAUAGUUUCAUCAUUUGGUGUUGUGAUGGAUGGUGAUAAUGGUCUCAACAUCCGUAACUGGGGUUACUAUGAACCGGCCACAUCGUUUAAGAGCCAUCUGGGGCUGCAGCUGAUGUCAUCCAUGCCGGAAAAGCCUUUAAUCGGAGGGCGCAAUGCUGCGGUUUUAUCUGUUACAAAUGGGGCAUUUCACCACAGAGACAUUGGUAUGUCCCACGCUACAUACCCUAUGGAAUACUUUAGAGAUGCUUGGAUUAGUAGUUAUAGUGACAAGUAUAUGAAUAUGAUACCUACAAAUCAUAACUAUGGUUGUAUUCCAGAGACAUCUUCGGCACAUCAAAUUCAAAUGAUUCCACCGCCGGAAUUGCCGAAGGAAGAAAGGGAAGUGGAAGAGGAAGCUGUUGUUGAGAAGGCAACUGGGGGCAGUCGUAAGAAAAGACAGAGUCCUAAGGUGCCGAAAUCUCCCAAGGCAAAGAAGUCCAAGAGGGGCCCUCGUGUGCCAAAGAAUGAGAAUGCUCCCACAGUUCAUCGUGCAAGGGUUCCAAAGAAAACUACUGAAAUUGUAAUAAAUGGAAUAGACAUGGAUAUUUCUAGUAUUCCAAUCCCUGUUUGUUCAUGCACUGGAGCACCUCAACAGUGUUACAGAUGGGGCUCUGGAGGGUGGCAAUCUGCAUUUUGCACAACAGGCAUGUCAUUUUAUCCUUUGCCUAUGAGUACCAAGCGGCGUGGUGCUAGGAUAGCUGGAAGGAAAAUGAGUAUAGGAGCAUUUAAGAAAGUUUUUGAGAAACUUGCAGCUGAGGGUUAUAACUUUUCUAAUCCUAUUGAUUUGAGGACUUAUUGGGCAAAACAUGGCACCAACAAGUUUGUCACUAUUAGGUAGGUCUCAUCUAUUUUCGUCGACUAGCUUUUUAUUCCUUUCAAUCUGUUUGUCAUGUAUAUAUAUGUGUAGUGGCCAUAGACUGAGGCUUCUUAGUGGUUUGUAGUUCCAGAAUUUUCGAGGUCACAAGACAUUUCCUGUUCUUUUCUGACUUUAGUAUCAUCACUUCUUUGGAUUGAGUGCCUGGGUAUUCAAUCAUUCGGUUGGUGGGUUGGUUCUGACAGGGAACAAGCUGAUAGCAUCUUGUCUUAUUUAUAUUUAGAAGUAAAUUUUAUCAGUUCAU